Molecule: messenger RNA, 3483 nt
Organism: Haplochromis burtoni (Burton's mouthbrooder)
Lineage: Eukaryota; Metazoa; Chordata; Actinopteri; Cichliformes; Cichlidae
Exons: 2
Coding region: 314-2140 (608 amino acids)
Biological process (GO): regulation of transcription by RNA polymerase II
Cellular component (GO): nucleus
Molecular function (GO): RNA polymerase II transcription regulatory region sequence-specific DNA binding; DNA-binding transcription factor activity, RNA polymerase II-specific
Source: RefSeq, a predicted model, not a curated record
GACGGGAUGUUUUAUGUGGGCUACACGGAUGGUCGACAGCCGAGGUGUAAAAGCUGUACAGAGUGCACUUUCUUCUACCGUUUCCAGCCGUGCUAUCGAAAUUUAAAACUUUAAAUUCGUUGCUGUGGGUUUUGUGGCGCCAGCGGCGGCGUUAUUUUGAAUUCAUGGACAAAGACAAGUGUAGCGAUAUUGUAAGUAAGCGAGUCUGUUGUUUGCUUUAGCUAAAACGUCACGUUUUCAGCCUAUUUUGAGAGCAGCCAGUAGCUCACACGAGCCAGCUAACUGGACUGUGUGGAGUCUGUUCACUCACCACAUGCAGCCUCUGCACUCAUGCUUUGUGUACCUUUUGCAGCAUGGUCAGUGCUCCUGGAUGGAGAUGCAUCAGUUCCUCGGUGACCUUAUCACAUCUGGAAACUCCUCAAAAAAUCCGCCAGAUGUGUUUAAUGCAGCAUGGGGCGUGGCAGGAGGUGGUGCUGCUGAUGGUGCUCUUGCGUUCAAAGCUACAUCGCUUGAGCCACUUAGACCUGUUCAGGAAAAGAUGGGUGCAGGGGCAUCACAGAGGGCGAGAGAGACCAGAGACCGGAGAGAAGCUUUAGAUCUGCAUCAUGCCUGCACCUGCCCUGGCUGCCCUUUCUCCAGUCUCCCUCCUUCAUUUGAGACCCUAACAUCCAGACAGCCUCUGUCCUUGCCGCCACACUCAGAGACCAUAUCCCACCCAAAAGAUCUCAGUAUUGCUGGUCCAGUGAGCCUUAGCAUGUGUUUACCAGAGUCCACCUUACCCAGCACCACCACCACCACUACAUCUGAGCUAGAGACGGGCCUGCCCAGCCGAUCACAGAACGAGGAUGUAGACAGAGGGACUCAGAGCCAGAACCAAAACUCUGAUGUGCCUCCUUCAAGAGCGUCUUUGUCCCAUCUUUCUAUGUUUCCCCACUUGUGUUGUCACCCCGGCCUGCAAACCUGUACCCAGACACUAGGCCGCCAGGAGGGCACAGACUCCCCGUUUUCUCACACCCAUGCUCACCAUCACUUUCACCACCACCACUGCCCUUUAACGUCCUGUUUACCCUGCCCCCAGCUCGCCCACUCGCACUCUGCUCGGCUCUCUGGCGCGUUUCCAUGCUUGUCUUGCCCUCACUCCUUUCAUGCCUGUAAUCAGGUGUGCCACCGUCAGCACAGGCAAGCACAGCAGCAGGAGGAGAGGGUUAGGACUUCUACAACCUUGCUGUCGUCACUGCAUCCCUGCAUGCACUGCUCCGCCUCAUUUUCUAGACCUUCCCAGCUGCUACAACACCAGCGCUCCGAGCACGCUCACAAACCAGCCGGGUUCAUUUGCACAGAGUGCGGCAGGGCCUUCAAUUCACACAGCAACCUCCGCAUACACCUCAAUGUGCACACUGGUGCACGGCCCUACUCCUGCUCCGACUGUGGGAAAAGUUUCAGCCAGUCUGGAGCGCUGAAGAUCCACAGGCGGAUUCACACGGGUGAAAAGCCAUAUUCAUGUGGCUUCUGUGGCAGAGGAUUCCCCCAUCUGGCAGGGGUGCGUGCCCACCAGAGGACGCACACAGGAGAGAAGCCCUACCGCUGCAACCAGUGUGGCAAGUGUUUCACCCAGUCCGGAGCGCUAAAGAUCCACACUCGCAUCCACACUGGAGAGAGACCCUUUAUCUGCAGCAUCUGUGGCAAGGGCUUUUCCAACCGCUCCGGGAUCCGUUUCCACUACCGCACAGUCCACGGGCUGGCUCCUGAGGUCACAGGGGAGACUGGAGGCGUGUACCGAGGACCCACAGGUCGUGCUUGUCAGCCCGGGCGCCCCAGAACGACACUUCCAACCGGCGCUGCGUUAAAUGCAUCCAACAGUCCAGGUAUCGACUCACAUGCAGUUCUGAAUACUCGGGAUUCCUCAGAUUUAAUUGCUUCUCAUCCCGCCUCUACACCGAUCAGUGGGAACGAGGGCAAAUCUCAGCCAGAAGGAGCAAGAGAGGGGCUGCCGUAUGCAUGCGAAGACUGCGGCCUGCGCUUUAAAGACGCACUGUCCAGAAACAGACACCAGUCUCUGGUGCAUUACUCCCACGAGGGAAGAGAGGAGGAGGGGCAGAGGGAAGAGUUCAGCACAGAUGCUGAAAGUGAAAGAGAGUAAAUUACUGCGGCUGGUAGAUUAUAACAGACUGAACAUCUUAUGGAAUCUGUUCUUUAAGCAAAACUGCUUUCAAAUUGGAAAUUCAGUAAUAUUGCACUCCUUUUUAAGUGUUUUUCUGAUAUUUCACACUAAGAUUGUGCUGAAACUCAACGCUAAACCUUUUCUAUUUAAACACAACCACAGUUUACUUUUAGAAUUCAUGUAUUUUUUUUUCUACUCUCCAUCAGCUUUUCAGUCCUGAUGUAUGUGAGUGAAGUGUCCUAUAUGUACAAAUUUACCCCAUUUUAGCAGUCCUUUAUAUAUCCAGGUAAAAAAAAUCUAAUUUCCAAGAGAGCCUGAUGUCCAUCCAUCACACACACCAAACCAACUGGUUGCUAACACAUCUGUGUAAUUGUGCCUUAUCCAGCAGUCCCAGUGUUGUAUUAUGAUACCAGAAAGCAUGUCACAUUAAUGUAAUUUGAUGGGCUUUUAGUAGCAUUUUAUUAUGGGAUUGAGGACUGCCACUUGGCUCCUUUUAUACAAAAUGCCUUGAAAUAGGAAUGAAAUAGGAACAAGUACAAUUUUAUAUGUUAAACAUGGAUCUGUAGUAAACAUCAGUGUCACAGGUUUAAUUAAGUUAUUUAGUAACUUAAUCAUUUAUAAAACCACAUGUCUUCUAUACAAAAAAAACAACUUUCCAUGGGAUAUAAUAUAAAGUAAAAAAAAAAUAAUACAAGUAUACAAAUAUAACUAUUAUAAUUUUUCACUUAAUUCUGUAAUUCUGAGAAAGGUGCUAUACAGCAGCAAAGGCCUAACAAACAAGGCCAGUAGAGGUGUUUUUUUUUUUUUAAAUGUUAACAUUUUGCGAUAACUCGGCCUCCAGCAGAGGAACGUACUCUUCCUCUGGAGACUUGUUUAACUAGACAGAGCAUUUCUUUCUCCAGGAAAAGUGGCUGAACACAGCUGUUCAUCCAAGCAAAGGACAGUCCUUCCUAAUUAUGUCAUCUUACUGCCUUUCGUGCCUCUCAGUUGUACUACAAUCCAAGCAGUUAUUUUUAGCUGUUGGUAUGUUACCGGGUGAUAAUUAUCUGCGCAGACAAAUAAUUACACAGUCCAUUGUUGCUUAACGUCUGAAGCUCGUGGCAGCCACCUAGUGGUUAUGUGUAAUUAUAACAGUACUCUUUGUUACAGGUUACAAUUUAUAGUGCUUCAUAAAUGUUUUUGAAAUGAUACAUUGUGAAUACAAUGCUUUGUAACAUAUUCAUUUUUUGUUUUGCCUUAAUUUGUGGAGAAGACUACACACAAAUUUCUGUAUGUGCUUUUGGAAAGUGCAGUUAUGUGAUUAAACAUUUCAUCAAACAGUA